AUGGGGCGUUCAUCUUUGCUUGUCAUUGUCCUAAGCUUGUCUGUUAAACUUGGAAGCCUUAUUCAAACUUCACAUUCACUGGGCAACUCUGAUUCAGUCCGAAUAACUCGGAGCACACACAGACACAGUGAUGACCCGUACAGCUUGGCCAGCGGAGUGAUUGUCCAUUCAGAGAGCCACAGUGAGUCUGUGGAGGGCAGUGGACAUAAUGUUGACAGCACAGCGUCACAGAAACUCAUCAGUCAGACUGUAAUGUCGAAGAAGCCCGACCGAGCUGGAAAUGAAAACCGUUCUGGGUCUGGAAUCACAUUAACUACAACACCGGCACCUACUCUACACCACUCCGGGGCUCAUGACCAAGGAGCUGACGAAGCCAAUACAGGAUACACUCACUCUGGUGUCUCAGAGGAAGCUCUCUUGGAGGGCAGCCACAUAACAACUAAGGAACAGUUAAAAGAGAGUCAUGCGUCCACAGUAAAUGAUGGUUUUCUGGAUGGUAUGGACAGCCCCAAACUCCCCAUCCAAAACAAUGCAUUUACUUCAAUGACAAACAAGAACCUGUCGGGCCCUGGAGGUCCCUGUUUGCUUAAUAUUAGUCCUUGUGUUGUUCUUCCAAACUUUAACGGCACCAAUCUGCUCUGGGAUGACAUGAAGCGCACACUGGCAUUUGCCUGGGAACUACAUGUCUUUGGAUCUGCCAGCCUUUUCAUCUUGAUAGCAGUCCUGGCAGUGGUGGGAAUGGUUGGUGCGUGCACCCUUCCUCAUCCCCUCUGUGACGCCCUGAUCCUGGCAAAUAGUCUCCUGAUCCUCAGUGGUACUCUGCGCGGUGUCCUCCUUCUGCUUGAUCCUUAUGGCACCCGUCAGGUCCUGUCUCGUGCUACUCUGGCAGCGCUCCAUAACGUUCCUCUGCAGCUCCUGCUGUGGGCACAGGUUGAUCUCGCUCUGAUCACACUCAGAGGGUGGAAAUUAUUACUUUUCCCUCUAAAGCUGCAGCACCCAUGGGUGGUUGGAGGGUUGGCUGUAUCACAUUGCACUCCAUUACUUGUAGCAGACCUUUUCUCUCAAACUUUGUGCCCCACUCUCCCCCUGUUGCUACAGACCCUCACCCUCUGCUGGGGCCUCCCACUGUGCAUGGGAAUCCUCACUAAGUCUUUUUCUAAUCUACAUCCCUUUGUCAGGUCUUCUGUAUCUCAGUGGGUUCCUUCACAGAGGAUUGAGAGGCGUGCAAAUCGAGUAACAGCAGUGUGCGCCUUCCUCGGGUUUCUCUGCUGCAGCCUUCAGAUGUAUAGUCUCCUCUGGCUUUAUGGGCUACUGGGGAACUGGAGGCGCUUCGGCUGGGGCUGGUGGCUCAGUCAGUUUUGGGCCAGAAUCCUUGAGUUUGUUUGGGGAUUCUUUUUGCUUGUCCUGGGAUCCUGGAUCUUCUGGACGCCAUCUAGGGGUCAUCCAAGGGGCGAUCAUGGGCAGGGCAGAAAUGAGGUGGUUAAAGGGGUGGAGGAGAUGAGCUUGUGGAGUAACAUCUUGGCCAGCAUACAUAAAGGGAGAAGAAAAUCUGAGAAAACAUGGGAAGACCUGAUGCCAAAGAACUGGGCAAUGCAUAACCUGUCUAGAACAGGUUUCAGCAACAACUUAAUGAGUCCGUAUGAUGAUCAGCCAUCUACUAUUACACCAGAAUACAAGUUGGAUCCUGUUAGCAAAAGCAGCUCUGACCCUCAAGCUGCACUGCUGUGGCAAAAAGUUGGUGAACGUGAAUGUGUUCUCUCACUUAUAGAAUUUGACAUGCAGCCCCCAUCUCCUAUUAACCUCAGGCGCAGCAUUGACAGUGCCCUUCAUCAUGGAAAGCUUGUAGCAGGAGGCCUGUUCACACCUCCACCUCCCUCUUGGAGUCUCUCUUUGGGCACAGGCACCACUGAUGGAGAUGAUGGUACAACAAAAAUCCCUUCAGCUUAUGUUGGCUACGGGUGGAUGCUGGACACAGAGUCUAUUUCUGCAUCUCUGGACCAUUUCCAAGCUAAAGAGCCGAUAGAGUCACCCAGCGCUACCACUGAUUAUAAUGGUAGUGUUGGGACGCCAGGUAAUGCACAUCAGGGAGCGUUCUCAGAAGUGAUUCAUCAGCAUGGCUGGUCUGAUGACGAUGUCACGGAUCUCUAA
Molecule: messenger RNA, 2148 nt
Organism: Micropterus dolomieu (smallmouth bass)
Lineage: Eukaryota; Metazoa; Chordata; Actinopteri; Centrarchiformes; Centrarchidae
Product: proline-rich transmembrane protein 3-like
Exons: 2
Coding region: 1-2148 (715 amino acids)
Source: RefSeq, a predicted model, not a curated record